GGUAUUUAUUUAUUUUUAUUUUGAAAGUGAUUUGUUAAACAUUUAUUUUUAAUAAAACUCCAGGACAUUUACUGUUAAAAAUGGUCCUUUGCCUCCAAUGUCCUGGUGAUGCUCUGAAAACACCCUGCAGACAGAGUAUUCUACCACCACAAUUACAAAAUACACGUACAAAAUACCAUGAAAAUUUCAAUUGAAUUUAUCAAAAAACUAGAAAAAUACUUGGAUUUUGUCACAUAUUACAAAAUGCUUUUGCAAGUAGCCGGCCCGAACAGCAACAACAUUCUUAGUAACUGUUGCAAAACUAUUGUUCUUGCUUGUUGACAGUGCUACUGUAUGUUGUUAUCUACCUUAGUUGAGCAAGUCACUCUGGAUAAGCUAAAUGACUAAAAUGGAAAUGGAAAUGUGAAAAGUAACAUUCAAAAUUAACUGCAAAGCACACUGGGUAUUAUUAUUGGCCUUGUUUCGGGGCAGAGCUCAUUAGAAUAAUACUCAGCAGUGCUUUGCAAUUGUUAAUUUUUACAUUUAUGUUUUAGUCAUUUAGCAGACGCUCUUAUCCAAAGAGACUUAGAUCAUUGAUCUUAAGACAGUUAGGUGAGACAACAUAUCACAAUCGUAUCAAGUACAUUUUCCCUCAACAAAGUAUUUAUCAAUAUUUUUUAUAUUUAUUUCAUUUAACAAACACUCUUAUCACACCAUAGUGCUAUCACACUUCUGAUAACAUUGCAGGGAGAAAGGGAUUUAACGGUUCAGAAGAGGUGAACCGUUAAAAAACAUGGUAAAGUAUUUAGUAUUUUGAAAAUACAAAAUGCGUUGGAUCCCAGUGUAAUUCAACUGACCAAAUCCUCAAAAGUAAUUCAAAUACAUAUUUCAAAUACAUAAAUACAAAUCAUCUCUGCCUACUACCCAAUACUCUAUUACACUUCCUUAUCAAAGAAACCACAACCCCUGUAGAUACAGAGUACACAGUCAAGUAGGAAGCCACUCCCUCUCCUCUGGUGUAGAGCUCAAUGAAACAGAAAGUAAUAUAUUUGACACUGCCAUUGUUUAACCUACGAGAGAGAGCACCAAAAUGGCAGAGAAUCAGGAACUGUUCUGUUGCUCCAUCUGUCUGGAUCUACUGAAGGAUCCGGUGACUACUGCCUGUGGACACAGUUACUGUAUGGGCUGUAUUAAAGAAAGCUGGGAUCAGGAUGAUCUGAAAGGUGUCUACAGAUGUCCCCAGUGCAGACAGACCUCUACCCCAAGACCUGUUCUGAAGAGAAACAUUGUGCUGGCUGAAGUGGUGGAGAAUCUGAAGAAGACAGGACUCCAGGCUGCUCCCCCUCCUGCUCUGUGCUAUGCUGAACCUGGAGAUGUGGCGUGUGAUUUCUGCACUGGGUCCAGAAAACAGAAAGCCCUCAUGUCCUGUCUGGCGUGUCUGGCCUCUUACUGUGAGACUCACCUCCAACUUCACUAUGAAUCUCUUGCUUUGAAGAAGCACAAGCUGGUCAAAGCCACCGCACAACUACAGGAGAAGAUCUGCUCUCAUCAUGACAAACUGCUGGAGGUUUUCUGUCGUACCGAUCAGCAGUGUAUCUGUUAUCAGUGUGUGAUGGAUGAACAUAAAGGCCAUGAUACAGUGUCAGCUUCAGCAGAGAGGACUGAGAAACAGAGGCAGCUGGGGAUGAGUCAGCAGAAGGUCCAGCAGAGAUUCCAGGAGAGAGAGAAGGAGCUGAAGGAGCUCCAACAGGCUGUGGAGUCUCUCAAGUGCUCUGCACAGGCAGCAGUGGAGGACAAUGAUCAGAUCUUCACUGAGCUGAUCCGCUCCAUUGAGAGAAGGCGCUCUGAGGUGAAGAAGCUGAUCAGAGCCCAAGAGAAGGCUCAGGUGAGUCAAGCUGAAGGACUCCUGGAGCAACUGAAGCAGGAGAUAGCUGAGCUGAGGAAGAGAAGCACUGAGCUGGAGCAGCUCUCACACACAGAGGAUCACAUCCAUUUCCUCCAGAGUUAUCAGUCUCUCGCCAGUAUCAGUGUAUCUUCAGACUUACCCAGCAUCGUUGUCUGUCCUCAUCAGUACUUUAGAGAUGUGAGUAAGACUGUGUCUGAACUGAGAGAGAAAGUAGAAGACUUCCUUAAAGGAGAAUGGACCAAGAUCUCCACUACAGUGAAUAUAGUGGAUGUUGUACUGCCUCCAGAGCCCAAGACCAGGGAACAGUUCUUACAAUAUUCCUGUCAGCUCACACUGGACCCAAACACAGCACACACACGCCUCUCUCUGUCUAAAGGGAACAGAAAGGUGACCUAUACAGGCCAAGUCCAACCAUAUCCUGAUCAUCCAGACAGAUUCACAAAUGACUUGAUGGUGCUGUGUAGAGAGGGUCUGUCUGGACGCUGUUACUGGGAGGUGGAGUGGAGUGGGCUGUGUGUUAUUACAGCAGUCUCAUAUAAAGACAUCAGCAGAACAAGGAGAAGUAAUACAUUUGGACUCAAUGACAAGUCCUGGAGUUUACACUACUAUAGUGAUGGUUAUUGGUUCAGACACAAUAGUGUUAGGAUGAAAGUACCAGGCGUUCAGUCCUCCAGAGUAGGAGUGUACCUGGAUCACAAGGCAGGUACUCUGUCCUUCUACAGUGUCUCUGACACAAUGACCCUCAUCCACAGAGUCCAGACCACAUUCACUCAGCUCCUCUAUCCUGGGUUUUCUAUCAAUUGUAUUUUCUCUGGUACUGCUGAGCUGGUUAAACUGUAGUAAGGGCCCAUUUACUAAAUUAAUUAAAAUUAUUCAAAUGCAAAGUUUUCAUCUUGUACAUCAAAAUUCUAUCCUGUGUUUUGUCUCUAUGGUACUGCUGAGCUGGUUAAACUGUAGUAGGGUCCACAUAGAUACUAGUCAUGCUGGUGUAGUCUAUAGCUGAGCUGGUUAAACUGU
Oncorhynchus tshawytscha (Chinook salmon) is the source of this 2902-nucleotide messenger RNA. RefSeq names its product tripartite motif-containing protein 16-like. The record is from RefSeq and is a predicted model, not a curated record. The transcript has 6 exons. Bases 1070 to 2725 code for a protein of 551 amino acids. Gene Ontology annotation, molecular function: protein binding; zinc ion binding. NCBI's taxonomy places the organism in Eukaryota, Metazoa, Chordata, Actinopteri, Salmoniformes, Salmonidae.